CCCUGUUUCAGUGACAAGACUAACAACCUGGAGGCUUACGUGAAAUGGUUCAACCGAUUGUGCUACCUCGUAGCGACUGAGAUCUGCAUGCCGGCCAAGAAGAAGCAGAGGGCCCAGGUGAUCGAGUUCUUCAUCGAUGUGGCCCGCGAGUGCUUCAACAUCGGCAACUUCAACUCCCUGAUGGCCAUUAUCUCUGGCAUGAACAUGAGCCCCGUCUCUAGGCUGAAGAAGACCUGGGCCAAAGUGAAGACGGCCAAGUUUUUCAUCCUCGAGCACCAGAUGGACCCAACAGGGAAUUUCUGCAACUACAGGACAGCCCUGCGUGGGGCAGCCCACCGCUCCCUGACUGCCCACAGCAGCCGGGAGAAGAUCGUCAUUCCCUUUUUCAGCCUGCUCAUCAAAGACAUCUACUUCCUUAAUGAGGGCUGUGCCAACCGCCUUCCCAACGGACAUGUCAACUUUGAGAAAUUUCUGGAGCUGGCCAAGCAGGUUGGAGAGUUCAUCACAUGGAAACAAGUGGAAUGUCCCUUCGAGCAUGACCCCAGCAUCACCCACUACCUGUACACUGCCCCCAUCUUCAGUGAGGACGGUCUUUAUUUGGCUUCUUAUGAAAGUGAGAGUCCAGAGAAUCAAACAGAAAAAGAGAGGUGGAAAUCGCUAAGAUCUUCUAUUUUGGGGAAGACAUGAGAAGCGCUGGGCUGAAGGAGGAGGAAGAGAUGGAGCCAGCAGAAGCCUUUGGCAGCCCUGCCUCCGACGGCCCAGUGGGCGGAGAUGGAGGCAGCACCUCACUACUUUGCAAACCGCAACCCCAUAGCCUGGAGCCUGCCACCACUUCAGCCCUCGGAGGGCCUAAGGAUGCCAGACAUGUGGGUGGCACAUGCCUUGGGGACACCCCACCUUCAGGACCAUGGGGGUCACAUUGCUGGUCAGUCAGUCCUUUCUCAGCAAGGAUACAGCACUGUCCCAGAGGGCUGGGCAACUGCAAUCUCUUGGUCUCGCUGAGUGACACGUGCCACAGAGGCCAGCACCCACAGUCUGUCACGAGGUACCUUGGGAGCCCACAACUGCAGCAGGCAUCAUCGUGUGACAUGAAACAUGCCUGCACCAGCUCCGAGCCACCAGUGGCCCUGCCAUUUGGCUGAUGCACCAGACCCUGUCUCCCUACACACAUAAACAAGGGGCUUGUUUCUGCAGCCCUGUGCACCCUCAUCUUCCUGGAUUCUGCUGGGGUCAGAGGAGAACUUUCUGUUGACUGCUGUGAAACGGCAGCAGGAUGAACUGGAGUCUCAGAGUCAGCAAUGUGUACAUUAUUGUCCUGCUGCCUAGCUCCCUUGUAAACUGUAGAGCUGGUAUAAACACACCUUUGUACAUCCUGAUAUCCAUGUCCACACCGCGUCUCUGACCCACAGGCCUGAGAAGAGAUUCGGCCAGGAUCCAGGGUGUUGUAGCCAUGGUUCAGGAUUGGGACCUGGUGUCCAUUUGUGAUCCAUAGACCCCAUGUUGUGCUGACAGAGCCUGGUGCAUAGUAGGUGUUCAGUAAACCUAUGGUGAAGGGAUACUGAUA
This is a messenger RNA of Galeopterus variegatus (Sunda flying lemur), 1564 nucleotides long. Its product is annotated as ras-GEF domain-containing family member 1C. NCBI's taxonomy places the organism in Eukaryota, Metazoa, Chordata, Mammalia, Dermoptera, Cynocephalidae. The record is from RefSeq and is a predicted model, not a curated record. Gene Ontology annotation, molecular function: guanyl-nucleotide exchange factor activity. Gene Ontology annotation, biological process: positive regulation of GTPase activity; Ras protein signal transduction. The annotation marks the transcript as partial. Gene Ontology annotation, cellular component: plasma membrane. The transcript is spliced from 8 exons.